GAACUGAUAGCCCUUCUCCUUGCUGGUGUAGUCAAGCGACAAAGGAAGAGCAGAAAGAACAUCAGAUUGGGGCAGCUCGAUCUCUAGGUUUUCCACCCUUUCCUAAUCAAUGGAUAGUUUCGCGCUCCUUUCCAGAUUCUCCCUUCUUGCCGCGGGUCCAAAUCCCCACGAGGUCAUCAGCCGGCGGCGGCCUACUCUUUUUUCCUUUCCCCCUCUACCUGCGAGAAGAAGCAGAAGGGUAGGAAGCAGAGGAGGUCCUGGAUUCGUUACCUUCGCUCUAACGAGUGGAAGCAGCGAUCGAGCCUCAUCUAGUAUUGGGAAAGAGCUCAAUACGCAGUUUUUUGCUAGUGUUACGUCUUCUGGCAACGGCCAAUUGACAACAAGUAGCGCAAAUACCCCAAUUCCUGUGCUGUCAUCAUCGUCAUCCAUGGGUUCACCACUGUUUUGGAUUGGAGUUGGAGUUGGUCUGUCAGUCAUUUUUCAAGUGGUUGCGAAUAGAUUAAAGACAUAUGCCCUUCAGCAAGCUUUCAAGACGAUGAUGAACCAAGCAGCACCUCAAGGCGAACAAUUUAACAGUCCUCCGUUUGGAUCAAGCCCACCGUUUCCGUUUCCUACUACAAUAAUGCCUCCACAAAAUCCCACACCACCACCACCUAAACAGGUUUCUGUGCAGGAACCAGUUACAGUAGAUGUUGCACCAACUAAGGUUGAAUCAACCUCGUCAUCUGAGGUUCAGGCCCCAAAAGAAGAAUCACAAUCGAAGAAAUUUGCGUUUGUAGAUGUUUCUCCAGAAGAACUAUUUCACAAUGAACGUUCCUUUAUGAAUGAGGCAUCAAAGGCAAGCACGAUGGAGACUCAAUCCGCUAAGGAAAUACAAACGAAUGGAACUGUAAAACAGAAUGCAAGUUCUUCAACCGAACAACCUGAUUAUCGUCAAUCAUCAUCAUCUCCCUUAUCAGUUGAUGCAUUGGAGAAAAUGAUGGAGGACCCUACUGUGCAGAAAAUGGUUUACCCCUAUUUACCUGAAGAAAUGAGGAACCCAGAGACAUUCAAGUGGAUGAUGCAAAAUCCUCAAUUCCGGCAACAAAUGCAAGAUAUGCUGAACAAUAUGGGUGGAAAUAAUGAAUGGGACAACCGCUUAACAGAUUCCUUGAAAAACUUUAAUCUCAACAGUCCUGAGGUCAAGCAGCAAUUUGAACAGAUAGGACUUACACCAGAAGAAGUUAUAUCUAAGAUAAUGGCCAAUCCUGAUGUUGCCAUGGCGUUUCAAAAUCCUAAAGUGCAAGCUGCCAUAUUAGAUUGCUCUCAGAAUCCACUUAGCAUUGCAAAGUAUCAGAAUGACAAGGAGAUCAUGGAUGUGUUCGCAAAGAUCUCAGAACUCUUUCCUGGUGCAUCGGGGUACCCAUGAAGGACUCAUUAAUUCAAGGUUCGUAGGAGAAAUUUUGUUGGUUGCCAAAAGGAUGGCGCAAAAGGCAACCUGAGUGCUGACCGUAGAUCCUGGAAGUUGGUCUGGUGUUUGAGUCUGGUUAUUCACAUACUAAAAUAUGUGAUUAAGGUAACCUCACACUUUGUUCCUUCAUGAAAAACAGCAUUACAUAGUUUGGAAGGACCCUUGGAACUUAGUUAAUAUCUUCGUGUAACACUAGGUUUAGUUUCCCUUCCUACCAUAUGUCACAACUCACAACGAUGAUAGUAACGUGUGAUUUCUCUUUAAUAAGGCGAGGUUUAUGAAGAAAUAAGAAUGGAACUUACAUUUUAUUUUA
Molecule: messenger RNA, 1763 nt
Organism: Zingiber officinale
Lineage: Eukaryota; Viridiplantae; Streptophyta; Magnoliopsida; Zingiberales; Zingiberaceae
Product: protein TIC 40, chloroplastic-like
Exons: 14
Coding region: 110-1408 (432 amino acids)
Biological process (GO): chloroplast organization; protein import into chloroplast stroma
Cellular component (GO): chloroplast thylakoid membrane; chloroplast inner membrane
Source: RefSeq, a predicted model, not a curated record